CAUGGAGAAACCAGUGCCCGGUUGACGGACUUCAUAGACGUUAAAUACAAGAUGGUUCUUCACUCCAACGUGAAUGUAGGACAGCGGGUUGAAGUUUUACAGGGUGGCAGUAUUUACAGAGGAAUCGUUAGAUACAAAGGGUGUAUUGCCACAAGGAAAGGCGACUGGGUCGGAGUAGAGUUCGAUUUUCCUGUGGGAGAUAACUGUGGUAUGGUACGAGGUCGCUCCUAUUUCCAAUGCAGAGAUAACCAUGGCAAGUUUGUUCGAUCAAACAAAAUACGUUUUAUUCCAAGCGGGAGAUGUUUAUUCAACCGAUACUUCAGGGUACUUGACGAUGAGCCUGUGGAUGAAACACUGUUUAAAACACCUCGACCUGCAGUAAAGAAUGGUCCCUAUGACCCAGUGGAGUUGUCACCCGAGCGGUACAGUCGAGUGCGUAGUUCAUUGGACUUCAACAUAGAUCAGGUCUGGCCUGCCUACUGUGUCCAGCAGUCACAGAACUAUCCCUUGAGGCACAGCGUUGGGAAUCGUCUUCCGGCCGCCACCAUGCUCCGACCCCAGACGGCCAGAAACCCAUUCCAGUACACCAGCCGCCCCAUCCACACUGAAUACAGAGUGGACGAGGAUUUCAUAGCGAGUCCGUCGAUCCCCAAGACACACAUGCCGUAUCUGGCGCUGAGAAAACAGGUGCGGAGAGGCUGGGACGAUUCUCAUUACGUACGGGAAAUGUCCGUGGGAACCGGGAGAGAGAAGAUGAAAUUCUCGCAGUGGAACGAUGUGUCUGGUUGAUCGUACUCCAGUAGAUUCAGUAGAGCUUUCUUUGUACAGGAAUUCUCUUAAUGUGUCAGUAUUAACGAGAUCGUGAAGAUCAAAUUUUCUGGCUGAUUAAAAAAAAUAUUUCAUUUCAUUUACAUGUAGCUCAUGGUAGACUUCAAGCACCUAUGUUCUGUUAGAAAUGCUAGGUGGGAGAAGAUGAACAGUUUGCUUUUACAGUUAAAUGAUCUGACUUGGUGUACUGUUGUAGUUCAUAGAUUGCACUGGACAGUGGGGACGUCAGACAAUUCUACCAUGCUAAACAAUACUAAAUUGGAUGUAACUGAAAGCAUUUCUCUUGUGUUAAAGAUACUGGAUAGUGCUUGGCUUAGGACGUGAGACAAUUCUACCAUGUUAAAUAAUAUUAAAUUAGAUGUAACUGAAAGCAUUUCUCUUGUGUUAAAGAUACUGGAUAGUGCUUGGCUUAGGACAUGAGACAAUUCUACCAUGUUAAAUAAUAUUAAAUUAGAUGUAACUGAAAGCAUUUCUCUUGUGUUAAAGAUACUGGAUAGUGCUUGGCUUAGGACGUGAGACAAUUCUACCAUGUUAAAUAAUAUUAAAUUAGAUGUAACUGAAAGCAUUUCUCUUGUGUUAAAGAUACUGGAUAGUGCUUGGCUUAGGACAUGAGACAAUUCUACCAUGUUAAAUAAUAUUAAAUUAGAUGUAACUGAAAGCAUUUCUCUUGUGUUAAAGAUACUGGGCAGUGCUUGGCUUAGGACGUGAGACAAUUCUACCAUGUUAAAUAAUAUUAAAUUGAAGUAACAGAAAGCAUUUCUCUUGUGUUAAAGAUACUGGAUAGUGCUUGGCUUAGGACGUGAGACAAUUCUACCAUGUUAAAUAAUAUUAAAUUGAAGUAACAGAAAGCAUUUCUCUUUUGUUAAAGAUACUGGACAGUGCUUGGCUUAGGACAUGAGACAAUUCUACCAUGCUAAAUAAUAUUUCACCAGCUAGGGCUAACAAAUUGACUGCUUUUAGCUAUUUCGAGCCCUGUAUCACCUAUCUAUCUCAACACCCUUCACCAGUGCACUCUGUGCACCCUGCUGAUGGGGAAUGGCAGGUGUGUGGCACAGAUGGCCACAAGAGACAAGCACAUGUUGUGGUUGGACAGAAUGAAUGGGAUGUGGAGGUGGACAGUGAAAGUAGUUGAAAGAUAGGAAAAACUGCCAGAUCAGGAAAAUAUAAGAUAGAACGAAGAGAACAGAAACAAAAAGGGGUAGUGGGAUUUUUUUUUAAAAGAAAAAAGAAUAGAAAAUAUUAACUGAAAACACUUUUAACAGUAUGGGAAAUCUGACUGUUUUACAUGUAGCUGUUCAAUGCGAUUUUAGGAAUUCAACUUUUGGAAUGUCUUACUUUUCGUCUAGCUGUUAAGAUUUUGAACACAUCACCUAUCAUUUCAUUUCAACUUAUUUUCGUGCUUAUGUCCAAUUAAGUUUCAAGCAUGCUGUCCUGGGCACACCUCAGCUAUCUGGGCUGUCUGUCCAGGACAGUGGGUUAGUUGUUAGGUGGUUAGUGG
Messenger RNA from Gigantopelta aegis, 2326 nucleotides. RefSeq lists its product as uncharacterized. The record is from RefSeq and is a predicted model, not a curated record. Bases 52 to 789 code for a protein of 245 amino acids. Gene Ontology annotation, biological process: cytoplasmic microtubule organization. The transcript is spliced from 5 exons. Gene Ontology annotation, molecular function: microtubule plus-end binding. NCBI's taxonomy places the organism in Eukaryota, Metazoa, Mollusca, Gastropoda, Neomphalida, Peltospiridae. Gene Ontology annotation, cellular component: microtubule plus-end; nucleus; cytoplasm.